AUGAGCGUUUACAAGUAUCCCUCGUCAAUAUACUGUGGUCAGAUUGUUUAUCCGGCCGAGGCACUCCAAGAUGUGGCUCGACAGAUUGCUGCAUUCUGCUCACGGUGUUCUGACCCCCGGCUGGCGCUGCAUUUGUAUUGCUUGAACCUGAGCAUGGGCGCUUACGCGGGCAACGAGCCGAAGGCAGGCCUGGUAAUAUUUGUGUACGAUGCUCGUGGUGAAGAACACGGGAGAAGGGCAGAUGGCUUCAAGUGGGCGCUCGAUAUGAAGGGAGCAAUGGCCAUGACCACGUCUGUGAACCUUCGAGGGGUCAACCAGCAAUUUGACAGCCUGAAGACCAUAAUGGGUGUUACAAACACCUGGCAAUGUGGGGCUACCCUGUUUGCAAUCGACGAGGAUUUGAUAUUGCGGACCUGGAAAUGGUCCGUUGAUCUUUUGCAAAAGGAGCCGGGACUGGCACGGAGCACAUACGUACUGGUCGAAGUGAUGCAAAGGGUGGAUAGCUUGCAUCUUCUGGUCAGCUGGGGAGCGGCGUACCAAUCUCUGGGCUAUCCCAGCAAGGAAACUGCCUGGCCACAUACGCGGAACCAACAUAAUCUCCAGUUGGGUGCAGGUAGAGGGCCUGGAUCCAGGGAAGGAGACGCCUUGGGUCGACAGGCGAUGGCAGAAGGGCCAUAUGAGAUUGAUCCCACACAUACCAAGGCCGACUAUUUUCCAAACUCCCUGGACGACUAUGUCGACGCAAAAGAGGUUUUUGGCGAGAAUUGGACUAAGGUUGUUGAGAUCAAGAAGAGAUAUGACCCUCAUAACAAGCUUGGAGGAGUCUUUGCAAAGCAAUAA
This is a messenger RNA of Exophiala oligosperma, 840 nucleotides long. RefSeq lists its product as uncharacterized. The transcript has 4 exons. NCBI's taxonomy places the organism in Eukaryota, Fungi, Ascomycota, Eurotiomycetes, Chaetothyriales, Herpotrichiellaceae. The record is from RefSeq and is a predicted model, not a curated record. The coding region runs from base 1 to 840 and encodes 279 amino acids.